Molecule: messenger RNA, 1730 nt
Organism: Myxozyma melibiosi
Lineage: Eukaryota; Fungi; Ascomycota; Lipomycetes; Lipomycetales; Lipomycetaceae
Product: general substrate transporter
Exons: 5
Coding region: 126-1655 (509 amino acids)
Biological process (GO): transmembrane transport; carbohydrate transport
Cellular component (GO): membrane
Molecular function (GO): carbohydrate:proton symporter activity
Source: RefSeq, a predicted model, not a curated record
UUAUCCAGUCAUACUUAUAUCUUCUGAUGUUCUUUUGUCUGCCUUUUUCUCAUCGAAUGUUAUUAAUAUCUAUUUCAAUUUAUCGUACAGGCCUUUGAAAUAGUAAUAACGUUACUUAUUACAAUAUGGGAUUGCUGUCGCCCAAACUUUACCAGUUCCUGGUCUCGUGCUUUGCUUCAGUCGGCUCAUUCACUUACGGAUAUGACUUGGGAAUCAUUGCUCAGGUCGUAGCCUCCGACCACUUCAUCGUCUAUUUCAACGAGCCUGACUCUACUAAGACUGGACUUGUUGUAUCCCUCUUCACUGCAGGAGCUUUUGUGGGAGCCUUUUUUGCUGGUUUCAUGAGUAGCAGUCUCGGCCGUCGUGGAACUAUUGCAGCGGCAACCGUGGUCUUCAUCUUUGGUUGUGCUCUCCAAUGUGGUGCUCGCAACAUGUCAAUGCUUAUCGGUGGACGUUUCAUCGGCGGAAUGGGUGUCGGAAUCCUCACCAUGAUCAUUCCACUCUACCAAGCAGAGCUUGCUCAUCCUUCAAUCCGUGGACGGGUGACUGCUCUCCAGCAGUUUUUCUUGGGAAUCGGAGCCCUCUGCGCAAGCUGGAUCGGUUAUGGCUGCUACCUCGGAUUUCGGAGCGACAACCAAUGGCGAGUCCCUCUUGGAAUUCAGAUCAUUCCCGCUGGAAUUCUGGGCGGCCUGAUUUUCUUCUUCCCUGAAUCCCCUCGCUGGCUUCUGGACAAGGACCGUCACGAAGAUGGCUUGAAGACAUUGGCGAGGCUUUAUGCAAACGGCGAUGUUGACAGUGCGCUGGUGCGAGUUGAAUAUGACGAGAUCGUCUCUGCUAUCAACGAGGAACGCGAAAACGGACUACACAGUUGGCGCGAGCUUUUCUUUGUCAAGUCAAACUUCAGACGUCUGUUUAUCUGCAUCUCGUUGCAAGCAAGUAUUCAAAUGACAGGUGUCUCUGCCAUUCAGUACUACUCUCCGACCAUUUUCGCGCAAAUUGGUUUGAGCACUGGACGAACGCUACUAUUCCAGGCUAUUAACUCGAUCAUCGCGCUUAUUGGUCAGGGUUUCUGUAUUGCCCUUGUUGAUAUCACAGGCAGAAGAUGGCCUCUCAUCUGUGGAAACCUAGGAAACUGCAUGACCUUCAUCGCCGGCGCGAUCCUGCUCGCAAAGUUCCCUCCCGGCGGCGACAACCCAAGAUCGGCCCAGAUUGGAUUCAUUGCGACCACUUGGAUUUACAAUUUCUUCUUCAGUUCUAUGUGCGGUCCUUUGUCCUGGAUCAUUCCCGCCGAGGUCUUCAACACAAAGACCCGCUCUUGGGGUGUCGCCAUCUCUACUAUGACUUGCUAUGCAUUCAAUACCAUGAUUGGCCAGGUCACGGAUAAAGCUAUGACCGAGAUUGGCUACAAGUACUACUUCCUCUUCAUUAUCUGCAACUUCACCAACGCUAUCUUCUUCUGGGCACUUUUGCCGGAGACAGGCGGAACUCCAUUGGAGAGCAUGAACAAACUGUGGGAGACUGCGCCGUGGUUUGUUCCUACCAUGCAUCGGGAGAACUACCUCGCGAAGCUCGAAGCUGAGGUUCAUGAACAGGAAGCUAAGGGCGAGAAAUCGUCGCAUGUCGAACUUGCGCUCGAUGAAAAGGCACUCGCCUAGAUUUGUCAAUCUUGAUAUUCUGUUUCUCUGUUAAAGCAAAAGGAAAAAAAAAUCUGUAUAGUUUAUUGUUUCUCU